CGACACAGGCAGUUCUUGUGCGGCUAUUUUAUCGUUUUAUUUACGUUUUAUUGAAAUUUUAACGCGCUGAUUGGUGAUAUACCACAACUAUGAAUGAACUCAUCGGAAAAAUCGUGGUGAUCAAAAGAAAUGGGGCGGAUGGACCACAAUUUCCAUUAAGAACAACCGAAUGUUUAUUUGGAAGAAAACCGGCUUGUGACAUAAGGAUUCAAUUGCCAAACGUUUCAUUGGAGCACGCUUUGGUAAAAGUCGAAGACAAAGACAAGAUAAGAAUUGUCAACCUCAGCACAUCUAACCAAACUCUUGUCAAUGGGAAACCAAUAACUGAGGCAGAGGUACAGCAUUUAGAUGUUUUCACAAUAUGUGACAGGUCAUUCAGAUUUGAGUUUGCCUCACCAGUUUUGAAGAAAGCAAAGGAGAAAUCACCCAAGACUGACACCCGCCGCUCUGUCCCCUUGGCAAACACUCCCCCAGAGAGCCAAACUCCUAAAAUGCCAGUUGCACUAAAAGGCAGCCCUCGAACUCCCGCCACUGGGGGAAGCCUCAAGGAAAACAUACACCGGCUUCGUAGGUUUUCCAUGCCUUUGCAAGAGGAGGAUGAGAAUUUAACUUCCCCAGCAUCAAAUAAGCCACCAUUGUCCACGAUAUUUGUCAAUGCUGAGCCUCAAGACAAAAGUUAUCCCCAAGAAAGUACCGAACAAGUCAGUGUAGUAAAGUCUGUCGAGGAAGUAAAAGAGAAGACCAGAAGAAAUUCUAAAUGGGUCUCAUUUGGACCGGUUCUCAGUCCUGAACAGUUCGACAAAGAUCUACCUCCAGCUACUCCUGUGAGACGCGGUUCUACACCAAGGAGAGGAGCUGCUGCUUCUUCUGCCAAGAGAAGGAGAUCGGUUCUGUCUGUACCAAAAACCGACUGCAUAAGAGAAAAUGAUGACGUUGACGAGGAAGUAGACUCAAACGCGAAGUCGUCAGAAGAACAACAGAUUAAUAACGAGCAAGUUAACAACAACUCAGAGUCUUUUGGUAAUGAAACCGCUGCAGUGCAGGAAAAAGAACCAAGGUUUGUUGGGAACACACCUGAAAGUGGUCAGCCGUCGUCGGAACACGCUACCCCCAAAAGUACCAAACCUAAAAGCAGAAGAUCAUCCUCUCUAUUCGAAGAAACAAAGUUAGAGCUCACUGGGACCAGCAGACUCACUGCAUCAGGUGAAGUUGAUCUUGUGACAGAGGAACGUAAAGACACAAGACGAUUGUCACUGAGACUAGCGCAGAAAAGCCCUAGACAGCAAUCUAUAGUGCCCGAGAUGGUCUCUUCUACAACUAAUGACGAUGAAGACAUUGAUGAAACUAUUUUGGAUAGCGAUGAUUACACUUCGGAUGAAGAAGACUCAAUGGGAGAAGAGACAAGAAGAGAAGGAAAAGAGACGAAGCAGAACACACUACUUCAGAAAGGAGUUGAGCUACAGAAGGCAAAGAAGAUGGCUACACCUAUGAGAAAUGAGAUCGCAAAUGGCGUCAGUCUCCGACAAACAAAAAAGAAGAUGAAAACACCUUUAAGAAAAGAAAUCGAAGAGGGUGUUCAAUUAAACGAGACAAAGAAGAGCAUGGCCACACCAUUAAAGAAAGAUAUUGAAAAUGGGACCACCCUUCGACAAAUCAAAAAGAAAAUGGCAACACCGUUGAAAAAAGAGAUAAAAGAGGGAAUCAAAUUGCAACAGACAAAGAAGAAGAUCGCGACACCCUUAAAGAAGGAAAUUGAAAAUGGGACAAGUCUUCGAGAAACCAAAAAGAAGAUGGCGACACCCUUAAAGAAAGAAAUCGAAAAUGGGACAAGCCUCCGAGAAACCAAAAAGAAGAUGGCCACACCCCUAAAGAAAGAAAUCGAAAAUGGGACAAGCCUUCGAGAAACCAAAAAGAAGAUGGCCACACCCCUAAAGAAAGAAAUCGAAAAUGGGACAAGCCUUCGAGAAACCAAAAAGAAGAUGGCCACACCCCUAAAGAAAGAAAUCGAAAAUGGGACAAGCCUUCGAGAAACCAAAAAGAAGAUGGCCACACCCCUAAAGAAAGAAAUCGAAAAUGGGACAAGCCUUCGAGAAACCAAAAAGAAGAUGGCCACACCCUUAAAGAAGGAAAUUGAAAAUGGGACCAGCCUUCGACAAACUAAAAAGAAGAUGGCAACUCCUCUCAGGACAGAUAUCUUGGAAGGCGUGAAAUUGAGAGAGACAAANUAUGAGAAAUGA
This is a messenger RNA of Stylophora pistillata, 2237 nucleotides long. RefSeq lists its product as uncharacterized. Lineage: Eukaryota; Metazoa; Cnidaria; Anthozoa; Scleractinia; Pocilloporidae. Gene Ontology annotation, biological process: regulation of chromosome segregation; regulation of mitotic nuclear division. Gene Ontology annotation, cellular component: nucleus; chromosome. Gene Ontology annotation, molecular function: protein binding. The record is from RefSeq and is a predicted model, not a curated record.